AUGCCAAGUGACAACGGAGAUCACGCCUAUUUGCCAAAAAGUGAUUUCGAGCUUCUCGUCAACUCAACGCAUAAUUAUUUUGGACGAGUACCACAAGCGGAGCAAAGCUCAGAAGAUAUCGACCAUGCAUAUGCUCUAUGGCUUCCUGGCGAUUCGGGUAUAAAUAAUGAGAUGUUAUCCGAAGCAACAACUUCCAGACAGGAUUGGAUAGAGGAAAAUGAGGGAAAACAACGUGUUUGUAAAUGGAGAGAAUGUACGGUUAGAACAAUGACGGUUGAUGAAGCGGAAAUGCAUCUUGAUUCACAUCUUCAACCAAAAACAAGAUCUUGUGAAUGGAUUGGAUGCCCGAAAAUGGGUCGUGCCUAUGCUGCUAGAUAUCUUUUGCGAACUCACAUGCGAUCUCAUAUCGAUUCGCUUCCAUUCAGCUGUGAUGAGUGCGGGAAACAGUUUCGAACACGAGAACGAGAGAAACUUCAUCGACGAGCUCUUCACAGUAAUGAGGAUCGACGUUACAAAUGUGAAUCGUGUGAGUCGAGAUUUUACAGUACUGCCGAAAGAAGGGCCCAUUUCCUGCGAGCGCACUUGAAGCAACGGUUUUUGUGCGAUUUAUGUGGAAGGCCAAUGGCCACAAAAGCUGUUCUCCUCAAACACAAAAAGAUCCGUCAUUCCGAAAUGCAAAUACUG
Molecule: messenger RNA, 684 nt
Organism: Mesorhabditis belari
Lineage: Eukaryota; Metazoa; Nematoda; Chromadorea; Rhabditida; Rhabditidae
Source: the annotation of a GenBank genome assembly